Camelina sativa (false flax) is the source of this 721-nucleotide messenger RNA. RefSeq lists its product as uncharacterized. The record is from RefSeq and is a predicted model, not a curated record. Lineage: Eukaryota; Viridiplantae; Streptophyta; Magnoliopsida; Brassicales; Brassicaceae.
CAAUUCCCUCAUAAUAUAAACGCCUCGUCCCACCACUUGUCUCUCAUAAGCAAUACAGACAAAUGGAAGCUAUAGUACUGAUCCCGUUCCCAUCGUCGCCACUCAGGUUCCACCCAUUGAGGACAACACAAAGGAUCGCCACCGGAACGUCCAAGAGAAGACGAGCUUCCACCACCGUGUGUGCUGACUACUACCGAGGAGGAAGAACGGUGGACGAGAACAUGGUUGUCCUCAGGAAACGGAUCCACGAGAUGAAGAUGGUUGAGCGAAACUAUGAACCUCCUUCUCAUUGGAUGCAAUGGGAGAAGCGUUUAUAUUGUAACUACGACGCUACUAUAUGUGACGCAAUCUCUCUUCUCCAAACUUUUCUUAUGAACUCUCGUCCUAGCGUCGCGUUUGGAACGAUGCUUGUUCUCCUCGUCAGCGUUCCUGUUUCCUCUGCCGUUUUUGCGCUUCGCAUCCUCGAUUUAGCUCUUUGGCUUUUGGUCGCCGCUCACGUAGUAUGAUCCGUAAAGAUUAUAUAUAUUUUCUCUUUGUUGUUUUAUCUCGUAAUUAACUACUUCUUUUAAAAAACUAAAGAAAGAAAUAGUUAUUUUUCAAUAUACAUAUUGAGAAAUCGUAAGACAAUAUACUGUAUCUGGAUUUGUAUUUUAAAGAAUCCUAAUUUGAUUUCGUAUGGUUUUACGAAAACCGAAAGUAAUGAAUCCUUUUUCAUAUGGUA